GCCCAGCUUUGGGACAAGAGGAAGUGCAGGCGAGGGCUGGGCUGGGCUGCUGGGCAUGGGAUGGGGUGGAUGUAGAGGGCGUGAAUAUAAAUUAAGAGUCUGUCACAAAAAUUCAGGGAGAGACUAUUGCAAGGUGACAAAUUUGAGUGGUGACAGUUACAUCAGGGAUAGAGAUGAAGAAGCAAGGUGGAGAAGUACUUAGAAGACAAAAGUCCCAAGAUGUGGACGCCUGACCCCGAGGGGAGCCAGUGGUGCAGGUGUGGGCUGUGCACUGCCCCGGGGGGCGAGCCACCUCACAUGGUCUAAAGGCUGAGUGCGACUGGAGACACAGUUCCUCCCACUGAGGUCAAAUCACAGAAGAUUAAGAUGAAUGACACGCUUUGUUGCUAUGGAGACAUCUGUGAUGCCACACACGCUCCCAGGAUCCCAAAGGAUGUGGAGCUUCCGAAGCUGGUAGUGUCCAGGGCUGUGCCCGGCGGCAGGUCCACACUCGAGCCCCUGCCCCCCCCCGACACCUUGCUCCAGACAGAGGGGCCCACAGGGGCAUCCGUCCAAGGCAUCCUCUGGUCCUUCCACCCCGCCCCGAGGAUGCUGCCAGUCGGCGGAGCCAGCACGCCGAGGAAGCACAGCGCGGUGCCCAACCUGAUGGAGAAGGGCCUGAUGAUUCUUCAGUGUGUGGCCUGCCGGGACAACCUGGUCCCGGCGUGGAAACUCCGCCAGAGACAGCAGUCCCUCAGCAAGUCGGCUCAGGCCAUUGGUUGCUUCUACAGGAAGAAGGGUGAAUACAAGGAAGACUUCAGCCUCAAGGACACCAGCUUCAUGGCCGAACUUCAGGAGUUGAGAAAGGUGUUUCUCGAGCGCCCUGGCUGUCCUCAGUUCAGCACCAAGGCCACGUCCAUGUCUCAUUACGGUGAGAGCCACGAACGAGGGGGCCCCCACGUGGAAACCAACUCCCUCCCUGGAGGAGUGGGGCCACCUUCCCGGCACUCAUCAGCCAGAGUGGUGGUCAGUGGUGGGAACUCACUGGCGUUCAGAAGCACCAGCUAAAGGAUGCAGCAGGGCAGGCUGAGGGGCAGGGGGAAGGAAGAGCCUUCUUGUUUUUCUCUUGUCUAAUUCGCCAGACUCAGUAGGGUUGGGGGCAGGGGAGAGGGAGAAGGUUCAAAAUUCUGGAAGCUGCAGGAAAGAGGUCUGAGGCCAAAGAUAGACACCAACUCU
Ailuropoda melanoleuca (giant panda) is the source of this 1215-nucleotide messenger RNA. RefSeq lists its product as uncharacterized. NCBI's taxonomy places the organism in Eukaryota, Metazoa, Chordata, Mammalia, Carnivora, Ursidae. The record is from RefSeq and is a predicted model, not a curated record. The coding region runs from base 367 to 1047 and encodes 226 amino acids. The transcript has 2 exons.